GCGGGAUUAGAAUUACAAUCGCUUCCUGCAUCGCAAUGCUGCUUAUGGAUGCCAAAUAUCUUUCAUAUUAAACCCUUUAUCUGUAACGAAUAUAUAUAUAUAUAUAUUUGUAACAACAGCAGCUGAGCGACACAGUGCCGCGAUGGGUUUGUUGACGAUUUUGAAGAAGAUGAAGCAGAAGGAGCGGGAGAUGAGGCUUCUGAUGUUAGGUCUGGACAACGCAGGAAAAACGACCAUCCUAAAGAAGUUUAACGGAGAAGACGUCAGCACCAUCUCCCCAACCCUGGGCUUCAACAUCAAAACACUGGAGCACAGAGGGUUUAAAUUGAAUAUUUGGGAUGUAGGAGGUCAGAAGUCGCUCCGUUCCUACUGGAGGAACUACUUUGAGAGCACAGACGGGCUGGUGUGGGUGGUGGACAGCGCAGACAGACUCAGACUGGAGGAUUGCAGGCAGGAACUCAGUUCACUGCUGCUGGAGGAGAGGUUAGCUGGUGCAACACUGCUGGUUUUUGCCAACAAACAGGACUUACCAGGAGCCCUUUCCAAAGAGGCGAUACGAGAGGCGCUGGCUCUGGAUGAGAUUAAAAGUCAUCACUGGUGUAUCAUUGGCUGCAGUGCAGUAACAGGAGAGAACUUGUUAUCUGGAGUGGACUGGCUAUUAGAUGAUAUCGCUGCGAGGAUCUUCACUGCCGACUGAGCAUGACCAUGGAGUUCAGAAGUAUCAAAAAAGAGCUCCAUUUUUUUUGUUCCAUCAGCUGUUUGCAGUCUCCAGAGCUGACUGUAUCCAUGUCCACCUAAUGCACACAGCUUUUUUUUUUUCUCAUUCUAUGUUCAUGUAGGCUGUUGAUCCAGGUAUCUUGGAGGGAGAGUGAUCAACAGUGAGAAUUCCUCUGAUUUCAAAUGUACUGAAACCUUGAGUUUUGUUUACACACAACUGUAUGUAAUGCCUCACUGUAUCAAAUGUUUCUAAUAAAACUUGAUGCCUAA
Messenger RNA from Seriola aureovittata, 987 nucleotides. It is a transcript of the gene arl2, whose product is annotated as ADP-ribosylation factor-like 2. Gene Ontology annotation, molecular function: GTPase activity; GTP binding. The transcript is spliced from 5 exons. The record is from RefSeq and is a predicted model, not a curated record. NCBI's taxonomy places the organism in Eukaryota, Metazoa, Chordata, Actinopteri, Carangiformes, Carangidae. Gene Ontology annotation, biological process: protein folding. Bases 143 to 697 code for a protein of 184 amino acids. Gene Ontology annotation, cellular component: microtubule cytoskeleton; cytoplasm.